AUGUCUAGGAAAUCAAGUGAAGCAGAUUUGCAGAAAAUCUUGAAGAAAGCUUGCUCGAUUGACGAGUCGGCUCCAAAGAGGAAACACGUCAGGGCGUGCAUUGUGUUCACUUGGGAUCAUGCUAGCGCUCGAGCUGUGUUCUCAGCUUUGAAGAGUAUGCCCUUCACUGACCAUGAAAUCCAGCUUUUCAAAUUGCUGAUUGUGCUGCAUAAAGUUAUCCAGGAAGGCCACCCUUCUGCGUUGGCACAAGCUAUCAAGGAUAGAGAAUGGAUCAGGUCCCUAGGAAGAAUAAACAUAGGCCAUUCGCCAUACACAAAAUUAGUAAAGGAGUAUGUCAGGUUCUUGAUGUUGAAAUUGGACUUCCAUGCCACUCACAAGGGGUUCAAGAACGGUACAUUUGAGUAUGAAGAGUACGUCUCUUUGAUCAAUGUCUCUGAUCUGGAUGAAGGUUACGAAACAGUACUGGACUUGAUGACUUUACAGGAUCAAUUGGAAGAUUACUCUCAGAUCAUCUUUGCGUCAAUCCACUCGGAAAGAGACAGCUCUGAGUUGAGAAUCGCAGCUUUGAUACCCUUGGUGGCCGAGUCCUACGGUAUCUACAAGUUCAUAACAUCUAUGCUGAGAGGUUUGCACGCCCAAUUGAAUGAUGCAGAAGGUGAUGCUGCUUUGCAACCACUGAUAGAAAAGUACGACCUACAACACGCUCGUCUGUUCGAGUUCUACGCUGAUUGUUCUUCGAUUAAGUUCUUAACUACCAUGGUUACCAUACCAAAACUACCAACAAAAGCGCCAGAUGUUUUGGUAGACAACAGCAAUGAUAUUGAAACCACUAGAAAGACUCCUACCCCACAACCAAAGAAAACUCCAACACCAGAAGUGAGAAAACCAUCGCCAGGACCAAGAGAACAAUUGAAACCCACUAGAACAGCAAGCACAGCUAAUACUUUGUCACCAAUGUUCACCGCUAACGUUAUGAUACCAACGGUAACAGGUGCUGUUCAACAAGCCUUCCCACAACAACAGCAACAAAUUCAGCCAGAUUUCUGGGUCAAUCAACAAGCACAGUUGGCUCAGGAGCAGCAAAGGUUGGCUCAAGAGCGCCAACAACAACUUGCAUUACAACAACAGCAACAAGAAGAAUUCCAAAGGCAACUGCAACAGACUCAGCAGGAGAUGAUGAACAUGCAAAUGCAACAACAGAGCCAACAUCAAAAUGAUCUAAUUGCGUUAACUAACCAGUACGAGAAGGACCAAGCUUUACUACAGCAAUAUGACCAAAGAGUUCAGCAAUUGGAAGAAGAAAUAUCAAAUAUUGACAAGAAUGCCAACGAACAGAUUGAUAACAAGAAUGAGCAAAUUGGAUCACUGCAGGAUCAGUUGGAAAUGUGGGAAAAGAAAUAUGAGUCAUUGGCUAAACUGUACUCACAGCUACGUCAAGAGCACCUGCAAUUGUUACCACGUUUCAAGAAAUUACAAAUAAAGGUUGGAAGCAUUCAAGAGGCUGUUGCAAAUAAAGAGGUUCUGGAACAGAAGCUGAAGAAGAAGGACUUACAACUUAUUGAUGCCAUUAAAGAACGUGAUAGACUCAGACUGGAUAAUGAGCGUUUGAUUUCAAAUAAAUCAGAGGAUUUGAAUUCAGAUGGUGUUGAAAAGUUUGCUGACGAUAGAGUCUUGCCAAUGUUAGAUGCAGUUUUGCUAAGUGGUAUUAAUACGAUCCAGGAAUCAGUGUUCAAUAUGGACAAUUCAUUGAGUUGGUCUGGUCCAUUGGCUCCAGCUUCGUUCUUAUUAGCACUUGCUGAUAAUACCUCCGAAAGGGCAACUGAGUUUGCUACAAAUUUCAAUAACUUGAUUGUUGAUGGUCUAGUCAAUGGUGACCAAACUGCAGUAAUUCAUAGUGUAAGUGAUUUUAGUGUUUCAAUUGCUACCUUGGUUACCUACGUUAAUGCUUAUACAACAUCGCUACUAGGAGAAAAUGACUCGGAGUCUAUCGCCAGCAUGGCCAAGAAAUGUGCUAGAGAAGCUGAGUUUUUCUUUGAGGAUCUGUUAUCAGAAAAUUUGAUGCCUUAUGAUGAUGAAGGUAAAACUGAUGUUGUCAUUAAUUCUAACGUAAACUUUCAAGAAAAGCUUCAGCAUCUAACGACAACAAUCGAAAAAGUACUACAAUCUGCCCCUCAAAACAAAAACAAGGAGCAGGAUCCACAUUCCCAACUUAUUGCUACAGCAGAUGCCAUUGUUAAAUCGUCACAACCAUUAAGAAUAACACCAAACGUUCCAAAGCCUCUGUUGACUCUGGCAUUGGCUAUUAUUGAUGCAGUUGUUGCUUUAGUGCAAGCAGCUGUUCAAUGUCAAAAUGAAAUAGCAACAACUACAAAUACACCAUUAUCACAAUUUUACAAGAAAAAUAGUAGGUGGACGGAGGGUCUGAUAUCUGCUGCAAAAGCAGUUGGUGGUGCCACUGAUAUAUUAAUAAGCACUGCUGGUGAACUUGUUACUGAUGAUAAGGAGGGCUCUCCUGAGAGAUUUGCUGUUGCUGCAAAAGAAGUUGCAGCUUCUACAAUCCAACUGGUAGCAGCCUCCAGAGUGAAAUCAGGAGUUCACUCGAAAGCGCAAGAAAAACUUGAAGAGUGUUCAAGGGCUGUUACAGAGGCCUGUAAGGAAUUAGGGCAUACUGUUCUCGUGAAGUAUAAUUCAGAAGCUCAAGAUGACCAACCAAUGGAAUUUACUUCUGAACAUCAACUAAAGACCGUAGAGAUGGAGCAGCAAGUAGAGAUAUUGCGUUUAGAGCAAUCAUUGAAUAUUGCAAGAAAAAAGUUGGGUGAAAUUAGAAAGCAUGCAUACUUUACUGAACAAGACGAAUAA
Nakaseomyces glabratus is the source of this 2859-nucleotide messenger RNA. It is a transcript of the gene SLA2, whose product is annotated as Sla2p. Gene Ontology annotation, biological process: endocytosis; actin filament organization; clathrin coat assembly. Gene Ontology annotation, cellular component: actin cortical patch; clathrin-coated vesicle. The record is from RefSeq and is a predicted model, not a curated record. Gene Ontology annotation, molecular function: phosphatidylinositol-3,4-bisphosphate binding; phosphatidylinositol-3,5-bisphosphate binding; clathrin light chain binding. Lineage: Eukaryota; Fungi; Ascomycota; Saccharomycetes; Saccharomycetales; Saccharomycetaceae.